GUCGAGAAAACCGGUAGCCAACCCAAGUCUUGAUAACGAUGUAAAACGAAACGGUAAAACAACAACGCCGGGGAACUCCCCAAUGUAUCAACAAAACGCGAUGAGACCGGUUCUCGCGUGUGAAGCACUGUAUUGGCUCAGUUCAUUCGAGACGUGCGCGUAGAUCAGUUGGGAUUGAAUUGCGCUGUGCGAUCGUUGUUUCUGUAAUUCUAAUCAAUCAAAAUAGCAUCAUCGGCAAGAUGAUGACCCUGAUUCCGGUAUCGCUAGUUUUUCUGGUGUUCCACAUCGGGUACUCGGUUCAGCUGUUGGAACUCCCGAAAGAGUGCGGUCAACGCAAAGCGGACACCGUGAACUUGAUCGUUGAUGGCAAACCGACCACCAUCCAGAACUGGCCCUGGCAUACCGCGAUCCAUCAUCGGGAGGGAACGGGAGCCCCGGUGUACAAAUGCGGUGGCAGCAUCCUGAACAAAGACACCAUUCUGACCGCUGGGCACUGUGUUCGGCUGUCGAGCGGAGUCAUCCAGCCGGAAAAUCUCAUCGUGCAGGUCGGUCGCCAGCGGUUGCAUGUGGCAGAUGAUCGUGCCCAGGAACAUGCGGUGGAUCACAUCAUGGUGCACAAGAAAUUCCGACUUGGAGCCCUGCAGCACGACAUUGCUCUGAUCAAGCUUGCGACGCACAUCAAGUUUACGUCGUUCAUCCAACCGGUUUGUCUGUGGAAUCGGGGCGAGGAUCGGUUGUUGAUUCGGAACAAGGAUGGCACGGUAGUUGGGUUUGGGGCUACCAGAACGGCUGGAUACUCGGAAACGUUGAACAAGGCUGAGCUCAAAGUGGUGGAUAAUCAGGUGUGUAUUGAUAGCAACCGAGGAGUGUUCGGACUGGCAUUGACCGGAGAUAUGUUCUGCGCUGGCAGCAAUGAUGGCGUGAAUGCCUGUAAUGGGGAUAGCGGUGGCGGUAUGUUCUUCGAGAUCGAUGGCCGAUGGUACGUUCGGGGUAUUGUGGCAUUUUCGCCUUCGCUCGCUAGCGAUCAAAGUCGAUGCGAUCCGUAUCAGUAUGUGGUGUACAUGGACGUUGCUAGGUACAUCAGCUGGAUUGCCGAACAGCUGAACGGGUCGUUCGUUGAGGCUCCGGAGUUGACACAUCCGAAACAGCACCUUCUGGAGCGGGACUGCGGAGAAAAUCCGUUCCCGUUGACCAAGGAGUCGGAAAAAUCCGUUUUGCUAGCGUAUCCUUGGGUAGGACUGAUCGAAUACAGUCAGGAAGGGGUACGAGAGAAGAGGGUUCUUUGUCACGCAAUGCUCAUCAGCGAUCGUUAUUUGGUGACUGCGGCCGAGUGCGUCUACAACACAGGGAAACUACGUCCGACGUCUAUACGGCUGGGUGAGUUCGAUACUUCUAGCAGUCAGGACUGUGGCAUUGUAGGUGGUACCAACGCCUGCGCUCCCCCUACGCAAACCAUUGGCAUCGAGACUAUUACCGUACACCAGCAGUACAACAAACCACGCUUUGCGAACAACAUCGCUCUGAUUCGGUUGUACUCGAAGGCGGACAUCGAUCGAGAAAAUGUCAAACCCGUCUGUCUACCGCUGACCAAGGCACUGCGCAGCUUCAAACCGGCCACUUACAUACGUUCCGGCUGGAAGAACCACCGGGAUCAACCGCGAAUGCAGCGCGCCGAAGUAAAGGUCGUCGAUUCGGUCGAGUGCCAGCGCAAGUACAGCAAAGAGCGAAUCCCUCUGGAGAAGACCUUCCGGCAGAUUUGCAUCGAGCAGGACGCUGGACCGGGAACGGGAAGCAGUUGUGUGUUCGAUACGGCAUCGGCCCCAUUGCAGGCCAUCCAGACGGUGGACGGAAGCGAACGGUACGUCCUGUAUGGGCUGCUGGCGUUUGGGCCGAACAAGUGCCACCUGGACUACCCCAAUGUAUACACCAACGUGGGAACGUACGUGACAUGGAUUUUGGAUCAUAUGCAAAAAUAGUUCAGCGCUGUUUGUCGCAUUAUUUAUUUAUUUCGGACCUAGAUUUUUUUUUCUUUUAUUACAGUGUCAAAUAGUUUCAUAGAGAUUAUACACGUUAUCGAUAAGAAAAACUUACUAUAAUACUGAUUAGAAAUAAAUACACCAGAGUUUGAGAGUCA
Messenger RNA from Aedes aegypti (yellow fever mosquito), 2134 nucleotides. RefSeq names its product polyserase-2. Lineage: Eukaryota; Metazoa; Arthropoda; Insecta; Diptera; Culicidae. Gene Ontology annotation, biological process: proteolysis. Gene Ontology annotation, molecular function: serine-type endopeptidase activity. Bases 240 to 1976 code for a protein of 578 amino acids. The transcript is spliced from 2 exons. The record is from RefSeq and is a predicted model, not a curated record.